Gamsiella multidivaricata is the source of this 480-nucleotide messenger RNA. RefSeq lists its product as uncharacterized. NCBI's taxonomy places the organism in Eukaryota, Fungi, Mortierellomycota, Mortierellomycetes, Mortierellales, Mortierellaceae. The record is from RefSeq and is a predicted model, not a curated record. The annotation marks the transcript as partial. The transcript has 2 exons.
ACAUUCCUCGCCGCAUCCGCCGCUCUGAUGGCCAUCGGUACCUCGGCCCAGGGUCAAAUCGCAUCGCUCGACUCGGAUUCCAACUACUGCUUCUUCCUCCCACCUAUGGCCGGUGGAGACAUUGCCGCCAACGAAGACUCUGCCAUCGCCUUCUGUAACCAGGCCAACCCCAAAGCUCCCGGCGCCAAGGUCUUCCCCGACGGCUUUGUCCUCUCCGCCCACUGGGCCACCGGUGAUGGAUGGGUCCAGAUCACUGGCCAAAUCGACCCCACAAAGUACAACCUCAACCCUUGCGACCAAGGCGGUCAAUACGACAUCCGCGCCCCCGUCGGAGCUUCUUGUGCCGGUUACAGCGCCUUCGUGAACGUUAUCGAGCCCUAUGACGGCGUCUACGGCAUGAGAUGUUGCCAGAACUCUGCCGACUGCAACGUUCGCCAAUCCACCUAUGGCGUCCGUGUUAUUUUCGGUGCCCAAUAUGAC